UUGAUUAUUUUAUCGCCUUUGUCUUUAAAUCAUACCUUUGGUAGAAGUUGGGUUUCAAAAUCUGACCUUUCAAGUAUAGUAGAAAGACCCCAAAGAUUAUUAGCUGCUUCGAUUGGUAUAGCUGCUGCGCUUUCAUUAUUCCCACAAAAUUUCAAAGUUUAUUUAUCAAAUUUCAAAUCUUCUUUAUAUUCUCAUCAUGUUGUCAAGAUUCAUGGCAAAAAAUGGCCUCAAGAAAUCGAAAAAUUAUGUCAAGAAAGUGAAAAAAAAUUAGCUAAAAAUCAAAUGGAAGUCCCUGAGGGCUGGCCCAAUGGCGACAUUUACUUGAACAAAAACACUAUAUUGGCUUUAAAGGGAGUAGUUGGAACUUUAGAAAAAAGUGUUGAUUCAAUUUUUGAUGAGAAAACAAGGUUUUUUAAUUCAUUUAAAAAGGUAUUUGUGGUUAUUCGACCUCCAGGCCACCAUUCUCACCCUUGCACACCCUCGGGAUUUUGCCUUAUAAAUAACGCCCAAAUUGCUAUUCAAUAUGCUAGCGAUACUUAUAACAUUACACAUGCUGUUAUUUUAGAUAUUGAUUUGCAUCAUGGAGAUGGAACUCAAGAUAUUUGCUGGAAAAGAGCUGGUUUUAACUCGGAGAAUUUGGUUUCUGAUUUCGAUUCUGCUUUUGAUCUCAAUAUCAAUAAAAAUGAAUUUUCUAAUAAUAAAUACGAUUCAUCUACCAAAAAAAAAUCCCUGGAUCCAAAAGUUGGUUAUUUUUCUUUACAUGAUAUUAACUCAUUUCCAACUGAAUUAGGACAUGCAACAGCAUCAAGAAUUAAGAAUGCUUCAACUUGUCUAAUAGGUCAUGGCCUAUGUAUAUGGAAUGUCCAUUUACAAAAAUAUAAAGAUGAUAAUGAGUUUUAUCAACAAUAUAAAACCAGAUACAAUCAGAUUUUAUCAAAAGCAGAAGAGUUUUUAACACAGGAAAAAUUAGAAUACAAAAACAAACUAGAUGAUUAUUACAUUCAACUAGAUCGAUACAAUAAAACGAAAUCUCAAUCCUUUCAGACACAGAAUUACAUUUUUGAUGAGAAUCAAAAGAAUAGCUUGGAUCAUAAUGAAAACUAUAAUAAAAACUAUAAUAAAGGUUUUCAACUUAAAAAACCUUUAAAACCAGCGGAAUUUAAACCGAUGAUUGUAAUUUCAUCAGGUUUUGAUGCUUCAGAAUAUGAAUCUCAAAAUAUGCGAAGACAUGAUGUGCAUGUUCCAACCUCUUUUUACUGCAAUUUUACUAAAGAUGUUGUAAAAUUGUCAGAGAAGUUUACAAAAGGCAGAGUUCUAUCAUUACUAGAAGGUGGCUAUUCAGAUGCAGCACUUUGUUCGGGUAUUUUUUCCCAUUUAAUAGGAUUAGCAGAUUGUAAUUGGAAAGAAAAUUGGGGAAAAGAAGAAACAAUAAAAGAAUUAACAAAAGGUUGUAGAACUAAAUGGAAGCAAAUAAAAUAUCCUAGAAAUGAACUCCAAAGGUGGGCAACACAAGUUAUUAAGUUGGGUAGGUUAUUAUUGCCAGAUUCAAUCAUU
Ascoidea rubescens DSM 1968 is the source of this 1554-nucleotide messenger RNA. It is a transcript of the gene HOS3, whose product is annotated as histone deacetylase. The record is from RefSeq and is a predicted model, not a curated record. The transcript has a single exon. Lineage: Eukaryota; Fungi; Ascomycota; Saccharomycetes; Ascoideales; Ascoideaceae. Gene Ontology annotation, cellular component: nucleus. Gene Ontology annotation, molecular function: histone deacetylase activity. The annotation marks the transcript as partial.